AUGAAUACAUUACAAACAUUAUUACUGCUUGUGACUUCAAUAUCAAUCACCUCAUCUGGAUUAAAGAUCGAGCCACUAGAGGAACUAGAAGGUUUGCGAUUUGAAGAAAUUGGGAAAUUAAAAUUAAUCACCAGCUACGUGAAGUUGACCUUCGAUGUUGACAUCAAAAGUAUCGAUACUUUGAUAUUUAAUCAAACUAGAAAUUUAGACAUAAUCAAAGAAUUUUAUGGGAAGGACGAGAAAUCUAACGAAAAUCGAUUAAACGAAAUCGAUAGGCUUAGAACAAAUUUAGCUCUAAGGAAAUUAGAGCUUCAAGAUGUUCUGUAUGGCCUAAUAGCACCUCCUGAGAGGAACGAGAAUAGAAGAAAGAAGCGAGGGUUCACAUUUUUCGACAGUCUUAGUACUGAAGAUGGACGAAAGAUUGAGAUGGAUCUGAACCUCCUUAAGAACACAAUAAACAAGAUGAUCGAUGCACACGGUGGAUUAAAAGGGCACGUCAUAAAUGCAACAGAACUGUUAAAUGACACAAUUGAUGAGCUUGGUAGAAGGGCGCAAAUAUCAACCGCAUUAUCGGUAAAUGACGAAGUCGAUAGGAAAGUCAAUGCCAUCAUAAAAAUGCUGUCAAAAGAGAGAUUAAGCGGUGACAUCAUCACAAUUUCGGAAUUCUAUGAGAAUAUCAAAAAUAUAACGGGAAUGCUUGAUACUAAUGAAGAGCUACCAUAUCGUAAGAUGGCCGAAUAUUAUUACAACCUACGAGUUAGUCAUCAAGUAUUUGGCACCACCCUCAAGCUAGAAAUGGACAUACCAUUUGUUGAAAAAACUCCUCGAACACUUUACAAGAUUAUGGAGUUUCCAGCACGAUUCGGAGACAAAUUAAUUCUAACUGAUGUCGUUUGGAAAUAUGUAGCAAUUAACUCAAAUGAGUCUAUGAUGCUCGAGAGCUUAGAUCCAUGCUACAAAUCAUCCAAUUCCGUCUUUUAUUGUGAAACACAAAGCCCGCUGCAAAGCAUUAGCAAAUCAGAUGACUGUGUGACGAAAGCAUUAAUGAGUAAUACAAUCGAUGUAGAGCUUUGCAAAAUUGAUACUGUAAAAUCUUCGUUUCUCACAUUCAUACGACUGAGCGAUGGACAGUAUUUUUACUACACUCCGACAAAUGAGACGCUUAAUGUAACGUGUAAGGCAAAAACCACUAUUGAAUUUUUAAAUGCAAGUUCGUCUGGAAUACUUGAAUUGGAUCCUGAGUGUAGAGUCUUAACAAGUGGAUAUAAAUUAUUAAAGUCAGUGAAAUAUCAGCAAUCGCCAUAUAAGAAGCAAAAUAUUUUGUGUGUAUCGUUUGAUGUGGAAGAAGUCUUAAAAAAUAUCAAAAAGUUUAACACAACAAUUGUGGAUAAUUUUUACGUUGACAGUUUAAGCAAAAUUAGAGAAAUGUCUAAAGCAAUACCAGAUCCACCAGAAAAAAUCAAGGAUUUACAAUUCAUCGCAUCAUUUGGGAACUUUGAGAUCCUACAAUACCUGCUGAUGAUAGUUUUAGCCAUAUUUAUUAUUCAUGUAGUUUAUAAAACUUAUAUGUGGUGUCUACAAAGAUUAAAGUGCCUAAAUAGUCCCAGGAAGGAUGAGUGUAAAAAAACUUUUUGUGAUGUUUGA
Chironomus riparius is the source of this 1644-nucleotide messenger RNA. Lineage: Eukaryota; Metazoa; Arthropoda; Insecta; Diptera; Chironomidae. The record is from the annotation of a GenBank genome assembly.